ACGUACUAUUAAACGUAACAUUAGCUAAAAGACGAAGUUUAAUACCCGUAUGUAUUUUAUACGUAACUUUUACUAACUAUGCUAUCUAUCACCAUGCAACCUCGAACUUAAUUAAAAGUUCAAACUAAUCUUAGCUCUCUGUUUCUGAGAAAACAGGGGAAGAAUACAAAAAACAGAUAAAACCAAAAAUUUGUCAAAAAUAUUAUCACUGGAAAUCGAAAAUAGUUGAACCAGUCGCCAGUAGAUUAUAAACCCUACAAUUCGAAACCAAAUCACCCGCCUUAAAAUAGGAAAGCUGGAAAAAUGAACCUCAGAGCAAGAUGAAAACCACUUUCUUCCCAAAUAAUUUUUCUGUAUAAAACAGAGCACAUUUCCUCUGCAAAUUCCCUCAUCAAGUAUACAAAGAGAGAUAUCUUUCCCUCUCAAAAAUAUCCCUCCGAGAUCAACAACAACCAAUGGCAAAGACUGCUGCAGCCGCCGUCCUCCUCUCCGCCGCCGUCUUCCUUCUCGCCUCCGCCGCCGCCGUCGUCGAUGCACAGGACAAGAUGUUCGUAGAGGGCAAGGUCUACUGCGACCCGUGCCGCGUCGAGUUCCCGACGAAGAUCAGCACCAUGAUCGCCGGCGCCAGGGUGAACCUGCAGUGCCGGUGCAGGGACAACAACACGAUGACGUACAUGGUGGAGGGCGACACCGACAAGACCGGGACGUACCGGCUGCCGGUGGAGGCCGACCACGAGGAGGACAUCUGCGAGGUGAAGUUGUUGAGGAGCCCGUUGGACAACUGCAAGGAUAAGUUCCAUUUCAUCGACCGAGCCAGGGUGCUGCUCACGGACAACAUGGGGGUGGUGCAGGCCACGCGCUACGCGAACCCGAUCGGCUACAUGACGUCCACCACAGACCCACGGUGCGAGAAGCUCAUGGAGGAGAUGGGGAUCACGCUCCAGGAGGCUCAGACCAAGAUCCCCGAUAAGCUCUGAUUGUCAUUCGUGGUGGAUUGUGGAUUGAUGGAUUGGAUAUGAAUUGUUACGCGCGCGAGAAUUGGAGUAUGGGUUUUUAUAUAUUCAAGACUUGGGUGUAGUUUGGGUUAUUUGUUUUAAGAUAGGCUGCAUGCUGCUCUUUGCCAUUGGAAGUGCCCUUCAAAAAAUAGAAAAAAAACAUAAAAAGGGAGAAUGUUUGAUCAAGUAUACCUAAAGUCCAUCUAGAGGAGACAUUACUACACCAAUCAAUGACAAAAUGUGUGUGUUAUGCAUAUGUGUUCCCAAUGUUGGCAAUAAAAGAUUUAUUUGUCU
This is a messenger RNA of Linum trigynum, 1289 nucleotides long. NCBI's taxonomy places the organism in Eukaryota, Viridiplantae, Streptophyta, Magnoliopsida, Malpighiales, Linaceae. The record is from the annotation of a GenBank genome assembly.